ACAGGAGAGGUGUUGCAGACAAACAUGCGCCGGUGAAGAUUCGCUCAUCGCAAACAAUGUGUUCAGUGGUCGCAAAUUUUACGUUCGCUCAACACAACUGAUAAGUGCGGUCGCGAUGAACAUGACAGUGCUAGUGCUAAUGCCAAACAGUUUUUCUCUGAAGAAUGAAUUGUUUUAUCUGUGCUUUCUUUGGUGCUCUCCUGCUGUAUAGCCAAAUUUAUGUCUGCAUUGAGGCAGGUAACGUCACAGUCGUCAAAAUAUCGUGCACCAUGACGGAUGACAAAUGCAACGACCACUGCUUCCAAAAGUACGGAUAUUUCGGGCGACACAUUCCAAGAUACGGGAAGGAGCUCACUUAUGGUGUCGUGUAUUUUCGCAAGAUCUGUAUCUGUCACUUAGCAAAACACCUGAAAGAAUAUUUAAAAGACAACAAGCUACAGUGGCGCAAGCUGUGGCUCAAGAUGAUUUGGUCACCGAAAAGCUUCCAUGAGUGGCUCGACCGCUACGAUGUGCCGUUCAUCACCCAUAAGACAGCGGAAGACAAAGGAUAUCUCCUUUGAGCCCUCGGAUGCAAAUGAUUAAACUUCAAGCACUGUAGGACUUUCCUCAUCAUUGUUGCAUGGUUAACACCUUAAAUUACUAUCAAUACCCAAAAUCAACACAUAAGGGGUCGUUCAAGUAUUACGUAAUGCACUUAAGGGGGAGGGAGGUUUGAGCCAGCCUCAGGAGGCGUUACAAGGCGGAAGAGUGCCAAGCCCAGCGUUACGUAACGAACCCAAAC
This is a messenger RNA of Bemisia tabaci, 781 nucleotides long. RefSeq lists its product as uncharacterized. The record is from RefSeq and is a predicted model, not a curated record. NCBI's taxonomy places the organism in Eukaryota, Metazoa, Arthropoda, Insecta, Hemiptera, Aleyrodidae.